CUGCCGAUUGUCCUGAAGCCGAAGCCCGCCACGGUCAGACUGGUGGAUAUUAUUGAUCGAAGUGGUGGGUGGUUGACUAGUCUGCCGAUUGUCCUGAAGCCGAAGCCCGCCACGGUCAGACUAGUGGAUGUUGUUGAUCGAAGUGGGUGGUUGACCAGUCUGCCGAUUGUCCUGAAGCCGAAGCCCGCCACGGUCAGACUAUGGAUGGUUGAUCGAAGUGGGUGGUUGACCAGUCUGCCGAUUGUCCUGAAGCCGAAGCCCGCCACGGUCAGACUAGUGGAUGUUGUUGAUCGAAGUGGAUGGUUGAUCGAAGUGGAUGGUUGA
Molecule: messenger RNA, 324 nt
Organism: Penicillium hordei
Lineage: Eukaryota; Fungi; Ascomycota; Eurotiomycetes; Eurotiales; Aspergillaceae
Exons: 3
Source: RefSeq, a predicted model, not a curated record